Messenger RNA from Macroventuria anomochaeta, 2150 nucleotides. RefSeq lists its product as uncharacterized. Lineage: Eukaryota; Fungi; Ascomycota; Dothideomycetes; Pleosporales; Didymellaceae. Gene Ontology annotation, biological process: cell differentiation; regulation of transcription by RNA polymerase II. The transcript is spliced from 3 exons. The record is from RefSeq and is a predicted model, not a curated record. Gene Ontology annotation, molecular function: DNA-binding transcription factor activity, RNA polymerase II-specific; RNA polymerase II cis-regulatory region sequence-specific DNA binding. Bases 108 to 1820 code for a protein of 570 amino acids.
AUUCCCUGCCACCAAUUCGUUUUCUAUUACUUUCCUCAGGAUCUAAUGCCAAUUGCCUCUUGACACAAUCGCUUUUUGCUCGCCCAUUGUCACGGUCGUUGUUCGAAAUGUCACCCUCGUCGCCACUUCCAGUCGCGUCUGAUCCCAUUGGCAGACGCGCCAGUCCGCCUACAGUCACGACGGAUUUUGCAUUUCUUGUGCAUUCGCCAGAAACAGUUGCGAAUAAAAUGCCUCCAGAUGUCGACAACAAACCUCUCGCUCGUCAGAAACGCAGACGCACUUCUAAGGAGGACGAAGACAUUCUUAAGGCUGAGUACUUGAUCAACUCGAAACCAGACAAGGCCGCGCGUCUGGAGAUUGUCAGCAAAGUCGCGCUUGGCGAGAAGGAGGUCCAGAUCUGGUUUCAGAACAAAAGACAGAACGACCGCCGCCGCUCGCGACCCCUCGAGCCCUCUUCUUCUGCGUCGCUGAUGUCAUCGUCGUCCAAUAUGUCUGAUCCCGCGACUGAAGACGAGCACGCGCGCGACAGCGGGAGCGCGCCAGAGCCGGAGCCCGAGGCGCCCAAGACCGACGCACCAGCGCGAGCAACGACGCCUGGAGUCGCUUCAGACGAAACAGCUCCAGAGCCGCACACGACUGAGAAGACCACAGCAGUAGCAGAAAACGACACCCAGACAACGACACAGCCAACAGUAGAGCCCUCCAACGACCCUCAGACUAUCGGUACUGCGCCCACAGAAAUCAGCGACUCCCAGCAGAGCGCAUCAGGGUCACAGAGUGCUCAACCUCGAACAUCAUGGAUCUCGAACCGUCGCAGCGCGUCUUUCGUACGCUCUGCUGAAGACUACGCGCCAGAGACUAUCACAUUUCCGAACCCACCUCCUAAAGCUACCGAGUCCCCUAAGACAUCGAAGUCGGUGAACACGCGUCCUCUGAAACGCGCACACUCCUUUGUACGGAUAGCCACAAACGAAGAUGGCUCAGCACACAUCGUCACAGAUCUCGACAAGACCCCAUCUCCUCCUCAUCCAAAGACGGCCCCGGUCCCUUUCGCCCGCGCCGCCGCUGGUCUAGGAAGAAGCUACAGUGCUGUGGGCUUGAAUGAUCGUCUCUUUGCUGCGGCGAGAGGAGAGCCUAGUCCGAAAAUGGCUCGGGUCUCACCCAACAUUGGCAGGAGUAGAGAUUCAAGGGCUUGGGAAUUCUGGUGUGAUCCUGAUACACGACACAACACAAGCUUGACAGCACGCGCAGAGCAGGAAGGCAGUGGAAGUGCAGCAGACGCCAUUGGACUAUUGCGCGCGAAUAGGAGGAUCCUCGCUCAGAACCAGGCACGACAGAACACACCUCUGAAGUCGAGACAGAGCUCGCACAGAGUGCUCGGCUCAUCAGGAGUGAAGAAGUCCCGGGGAUCCAUCCAACGCGCGUCAACUUUCAACGUGUUCUCGAGUGGAAAGAAGCAGAGAGACAGCGAUGAGACAGAGUCAGACGAGUUCCCUUCUACAGAAUCCGACAAGGAGAACUGGGAGCCAGACAUGCCAAAAUCAGUGCGUAGGCGGGGCUUUGCUACACCUGGUUCAGCGACACGACCACGUCAAGUUCUCGGCGAGAACACUAACAUCAUCUCACAGAGUGCCAGCCUCGGUGCUCUGCUAGCUAAAGCAAAGAAAGGAGGCAAGGGCACCGUCGACCCAGAGCAAAACGACGAAUUGAGGGCAUUCAUGAACGGUGACAACGGCAGUGCACGCACAAACUUGAGCUCAGCAGAAGAAGCAGGAUGCGUGGAAGGGUUGUUGGCACUGAGUCAGGGCCAAUGGAGGUGAUUAGGAGGAUGGCUUCGGGUUCAGAAGGACGUCGUCAGGCCAUUAGCUGCUUGAUCUGUCUGUUUGAUUUUGUCACAGCAUUUAGCGCAUCGGUGUUGGUGUUGGUGUUCGAUAUGGACGGCGUUAUACCAACCUACAAAGAGAGACCUGGAGUUCAGGAGUUGCUACAUCGGUCUUGUUUGGUACUUGUUACCAGUGCAAUGCAUUUUACCAGCCGCGGGACUCCUUACACCGGACACACUCGACUUGCUCACAGCAACUAUUCUAGAUUCGUCGAACGCAAGGUGCACCGCUCGCUUUGAUAUGUUUCACAGCAAGCUGAGACGCCCA